AUGUCAGCACCGCCUUCGCCAAAGCCGUCGUUCGAUUCUGAGGAGCGUCCGGAGUCCAGUCAGAGCUCAUUAAAGUCUGCAGCCGCAGGAACCCACCACAAACGCAAUAUCUCUUUCGAAGACAAGUCGAAGACUGACAGGCCGCGACGAAGAUCGAUUCAGUUCCAAGUGGCCGCUGCAGAGUCGCAGCUGCCUAGCCGACUCCUGGAAAAGCGGGUUUCCUACGGGGAUACAUCGCCCAGGGAGGAAGCCGAGAGAGACCAGCGGUCUGCGCAAGCGGGUCGAGGUCCUUCACCGCCGCCGCCAAAGACCUAUGAACGAGGCGUCUCUUUCAACACUUUCGACAAUCCUGAUGCGCCAGACUUUUCAUUAACGCUCAACUACAAACAUAAGGGGUAUCAAAGUACACGGCGAAGCCGAUCGUUUCUGGUGGGCACAGACCAAAAUGAUUACUCCGAGUUCGCCCUCGAGUGGCUACUGGAUGAACUCGUCGACGAUGGUGACGAAAUUGUGUGUCUGCGUGCGGUAGAGAAGGAUUCGCGCAUGGCUAGUGAUGCUGGCAUCGAGGAGGGCAAGUACCGUCAGGAGGCAAAGAGGCUGUUCGAACAGGUGAUUCAGAAGAACAGUCAGGACGAGAAAGCGAUCAGCUUGGUUCUAGAACUAGUAGUCGGGAAAGUGGAAGAUAUCAUCCAGCGGAUGAUCCGUAUAUACGAGCCCGCCAUGCUCGUGGUCGGUACCCGUGGGCGCAACCUGAAGGGCGUUCACAGUCUCUUGCCUGGAUCUCAAUCACCUAUUCCGGUCAUUGUGGUGCGGCCAUCGCCCAAGCGCGAGAAGAAGAAAAAGAAGCGUCGCGCAGAUCCCACUCGCAAAAGCUACAACCAGAUUCUCAAUCUCAGCGAGCAGCGAGGAAGUCGCAUUUUCGACGCCAGUUCUAGCACCGAGGAUGGGAUUUCUAAACUUCCCGAUGAGGAGGCUGCCGUCGCCGAAGCGCUCGGUCUUCCAGCAUCCUACUCUCAUGCCAACUCUCGGAGCUCUAUCUCUGUCUCGGACCGCAGCAGCCUCAGCCAUGACGACUCUGACUCUACAUCUCCAGUUCCCCACUCGCUUGAUGCAGUGGUCAUGAAGAGCCCCCUCAUCGGCAGCCCUGCCAGUUCAGAAGAGAGCAUCAGUUUUGGUGAAGACACAGAAAGACCAGAACGUCCACCCACCCCUGCAGCACUCGACGAGCCAAGCGAAGAGUCAUCCGACGAUACAGAAUCAGCUUCCAGAGGACUCGAUCCCGACUCUGCAGCGCCAACACCCGAUGAAAUACCUGCAACUCCCGGUUCGAUCCCAACGAUCGAAGUCUCAAACGACAAUGACGAGAAAGUUUUGAAUGACCACGAUGAGAAAGCCAAGUAG
This is a messenger RNA of Penicillium maclennaniae, 1401 nucleotides long. Its product is annotated as universal stress protein. Lineage: Eukaryota; Fungi; Ascomycota; Eurotiomycetes; Eurotiales; Aspergillaceae. The coding region runs from base 1 to 1401 and encodes 466 amino acids. The record is from RefSeq and is a predicted model, not a curated record. The transcript has 4 exons.